UCUGACUUCAAUCGUUUAAAAAAAAUCUGUCAAAACAAAGAAAAAUUAAAAAAGUAAUAAUUAUUUAAAUGAACGAAAAACUCGUACAAAUAUUUACUCUGUUGAAUAAAAAUUAACAACAAAUAAGUGAAUUUCUAAGGUAAAUUCUGACAAUAACUUGUGAUGGAAAAUGAACAAAGGAAUUAACAUAUUUUUGACUGAAAGUAUAUUCUAAAAAAUUAUGAAUAGUCAAUUAACAGCUGGUACAGUAGAAAAAAGUCAAGCAAUUUUAGAACACAUUCAAGUAUCAGUUAUGUCAGGAAAUGUUAAAAAUAACAACAAUGUUGAAGGUUACAAUAAUAAUGCAGAUAAACUGAUCAAUGAUGACGAGCACAAUGAUCGAGUCAAUAUUUCAGAAUCACAACGACUUUAUACAAGUUUAAUGGCUGGUGCUAUUGCAGGUGCAUUAGCAAAAACAACAAUAGCACCGUUAGAUAGAACUAAAAUUAAUUUUCAAAUUUCUAAGAUGCCAUUUUCUCCACGUGCUGCAGUGGAUUUUUUAAUAAAAACAUAUAAAACAGAAGGAUUAUUAAGUCUAUGGCGUGGAAAUAGUGCAACUAUGGUACGAAUAGUGCCUUACUCUGCCAUACAAUUUGCCUCAUAUGAACAAUGGAAAAUAAUAUUAAGACUUGACAACAAAAGCACAGAGCCAAUUAAAGGGCUAAUAGCUGGUGCAUUAGCUGGUGUAACAUCAUCAUCUCUCACUUAUCCAUUAGAUUUUGCGCGGGCACGCAUGGCAGUAACGCAGAAAGCUGAAUAUUCAACGCUUAUCAAAGUAUUUUCACAAAUAUAUAAGAGUGAAGGUUUCUGGGCAUUUUAUCGAGGAUUCACUGCAUCAAUUCUUGGAGUAAUUCCAUAUGCGGGAUGUAGCUUUUACACGUAUGACACGCUGAAAAAAUUUAUAAAAGAAGAAAGAGUACAAAGUCAUCCUGGAAUUGCAACAGUAGCUUCCCUUAGCUGUGGGGCGAUAGCGGGAGCCGUUGGUCAGACCGCAAGUUAUCCUUUAGACAUUGUGAGGCGACGAAUGCAAACUUCUGCUAUUAAAGGAGCUCAUUAUCAUACGACAAUAUCAACUACCCUAAAAAUAUAUCAAGAGGAAGGCAUCAUGGCAUUUUACAAAGGUUUAACAAUGAAUUGGGUAAAGGGUCCAGUGGCAGUUGGCAUAAGUUUUACUACAAAUGAACUGAUUCGCGAUUGGCUAAGAAAAUAUGUAAAUGGAUGAGAUUGAUUAUUUUUUUAUUUGUUUUAUUAUUUUAUUGUUUAUAUCAUCGAAUUUAAUGUAUACGAUUUAAUGAAGAUUUAGA
Molecule: messenger RNA, 1343 nt
Organism: Chelonus insularis
Lineage: Eukaryota; Metazoa; Arthropoda; Insecta; Hymenoptera; Braconidae
Gene: DPCoAC
Product: dephosphocoenzyme A carrier
Exons: 6
Coding region: 221-1261 (346 amino acids)
Biological process (GO): transmembrane transport
Source: RefSeq, a predicted model, not a curated record